Molecule: messenger RNA, 672 nt
Organism: Drosophila biarmipes
Lineage: Eukaryota; Metazoa; Arthropoda; Insecta; Diptera; Drosophilidae
Exons: 3
Coding region: 288-536 (82 amino acids)
Source: RefSeq, a predicted model, not a curated record
UGCGAUCGCAGACAUUGUGCAAAACGGUUCACAGUUCUCUCCUCGCGACUGGAAGAGAUCGUCUUGCUGUUUCUCCGUUUUUUGUGGGAGUGCACUGCGAGAAGUCGGAGAAACCGUGUCAAAUCCAUUGGAGUCCACAGCCCGCUGCAGAGCCACUCAUUCUGAUCGCGCAGCAAGUGGCAAGUGAGCGUCUGAGCACUUGAGCUUUAUCAAUUUCGGGCGUUUCUUCGGAGGCUCGACACAUACACACAGCCAGUCGGAGCGAGAUCCGCAGCGAGGGUCGCACCAUGGAUAGCGUCAAGUCGUUCUUCGCCGGCUCCGGCAGAGAUGGCAGCCUCAGCGGCAACCAGCAGCCGAAUGUACCGGGGUCCUCCAUGGGGAGCCGCUGGGGUCGCAGCUGGAGCACCAGCUCCCAGCACACGGAUCCCGAGCCAGGAUCAGGAGCCUCCAACUCCUCGGCCAGCAAGAGCGGAAAUCCCUGCGACGUGAAGCGCAAGGACAGUGAUAACUACUUCUACAUCAUGUGGCGCGCUUGAAGAUUACCAGACGAGUGUGGAUCCGAGCAUCAACCGGAUGAGUCGCGAUCCGUAUCUUAAGUGACCUGCAGCUAUACACGUAUCUGUAAUCCUAUUGGGAACAUCGGAGCGCCUUGUGCCCCGUCGCACCAUCUCC